AUGCAUAUGAACAAUCCAAUUCCGCCGAUGAGUGACACCAUUCGGGAUCUCUGCGCAAAAUUACUCAAAGAGCCACAACGCCGCUGUACUGCUGGUAGUCAAAUAAAGAAGCGCACCGUACGCAGCGCCAUCAUCAGCAACGACGCGCCACCGCUCAUCAUCAAAAGUCUCGUUGACGUGCAGCCUGCGCCGAGAACGGAUACUCAAGCGAGCAGCAAACGUAUCGAGACAUCGCUGGAUCAAAUCAUACAACAGCUACAGCGCAACAAGUGGCCACCGGAUGUCGUGGUGCUCAUCACGCCCGCCAGCAAACACAACAAUCUCUACAAACUGCAUGUGAUCGAUCGGAAUAAUGAAGGUCAUCUCGGCAUGACCAGUAUUACGCAACAGGAGCUAGCCGAGUUGCGCGCCAGCAAUGUGUUCGAAAAGUACGCCACCAUUGUGGGCAAUAAGUAUAUCGAUCUGAAGACGGUGACACUGAAUACAGCGAUUAUUGCGAACAUAAUGAAAAAUCUGAAUGGUGACUGUUGUCAGCCGCUGCGCAAGGAGCUGCCGUUAUCGGUGUCAUUGCAAAAACCUAAUACCAGAGAAUUGGUGGCACGCAAAAGCAGCUCUGACGCAGAUCCGCAAUUGGAUUUGCAGCUGGAGCCACGGCAUCGUCGUCGUCGUGGUAUUACACGCUCAAGAAAUAGUUGUCACUACCACACACAAAGCGGCGUACGUCUAAUGACGCUUAUCGAUCGCAUAAAUGAUGCUAUAGAACCGGCCGAUGAAGAUCUGCAUAGUUUCUUUGAUCUCGCUGACACGUACAAAUUUAAGAUGUACAUACGUCCAGAGUUAUGUUGGAAACCGCCGCCACAGGCAGCAGCUUUACAAAAUGGAAACGACUCUGAUUUCGUGCGCUUCAACAUCGAAUGCUUCAUGCUCUUCGACAAUUAUGUGGGCACCAUUACGAUCAACUCUUUGCAAUUGCACGAGCAGCUUAAACUGCAUCCGGAGAUUCUGCCGCGCGUACAGGUCAUCGAGGAUGUUUGCGAAAUAACGGCAAUGCCGAAAUGGCUUGUCACUACUAUGCGCACAAUUGCUGAAUGGCUGGGACUCGAGAUGUUCUACGAUGCAUUCGGGGAAUUUCUUUUUGAUUUAUAUAAACAGAUUACUUGA
Messenger RNA from Rhagoletis pomonella (apple maggot), 1161 nucleotides. RefSeq lists its product as uncharacterized. Bases 1 to 1161 code for a protein of 386 amino acids. Lineage: Eukaryota; Metazoa; Arthropoda; Insecta; Diptera; Tephritidae. The transcript has a single exon. The record is from RefSeq and is a predicted model, not a curated record.